AUGAAGGACGAUAAUAAUGUGGCGCUGAAGAAAGCGAAUGUUGAGACGACGUUGGAUAGGGAUAGGAAUGAGGUGAAGACGACGAAUAAAAAGAAUGCUGAAAAUAGCCAAGAGGCAAUUAAGAAGAAAUUAUCAUCGAAGCAGCCAAGGAUUGGAGUGGACGGUGAGGAUUUGGUGAGGAAGAGGGGUGGGGGCGAGCAAAAUAACUUUUAUGAUAUGAUGACGACGAGUGUGGACGAUAACGAUGACGAUAACGCUGCGAACGGUGAUAACGGUUCGGUGGCGUUGGUGGGUAAGGGCAAGGGUAAGGCUAAGGCUAAGGCUAAGGCUAAGGGUAACAAGCUGCAGCAGGAACAGGAGGAGACACAGCCGAACGGCGGAGGGGUAUCGAUAAAGGGAGGCGCACGGAUCAUCAUCAUGUUAUCGAUGACAUUCAUGUUCUUCAUCGUAGAAAUGUUCUGCGGUUAUCUGUCGCAUUCGAUGGCGCUCAUUGCCGACUCAUUCCAUAUGUUAAGCGAUGUGAUGGCGCUUCUGAUAGCCUAUGUUUGUUUGAAGAUGUCAGAACGAUCAUCGAAGAAGAACACGUUCGGUUGGGUUCGAGCCGAGGUGUUGGGUGCACUCAUAAAUGGUGUUUUCCUGUUGGCGUUGUGUUUCUCGAUAGCCAUCGAAUCACUGACGAGGCUCGUAGAGCCCGAGAUGAUCAAAGAGCCGAGGCAGGUGUUGGUGGUGGGCACGAUCGGACUCUUGAUCAACAUCAUCGGCAUUUUCAUGUUUCAUAUGUGUUCUUAUUCGCAUUCAGGUCAUUCGCAUUCACAUGGCAAAGAGAAUGGUAAAGCAGAUGUGCCUGCAUCUGAUUCUCUUAGUGGACGACGUCAAACACACGUUACUAUUGAUGGCUUCGAGAGUCAGCAUCUGAUGUCGUCACAUCAGGUUUCAUUAUCAUUAUUAUCACUAUCAUUAUCAGGCUUCGUUGAUAUCGUUAUCAUUAUUAUCACUGUCAUUGAUAUCGUUAUCAUUAUCAGAUUUCGUGCUGCCUCUCAACUGAACAUGCACGGUGUAUUUUUGCAUGUGUUGGGCGAUGCGAUUGGCUCUGUAAUAGUCAUAAUAACAGCAUUAAUAUCGUGGUUAGUGCCUGGUUAUGAGAUGCUCAAAUUGUAUCUGGAUCCGGGUCUAAGUUUAAUGAUGGUGUGUCUUAUGGUUGGAACGACAUUCCCAUUGGUGCGAGAGACGGCGUUGAUUUUAAUGCAGACAACACCGGGCUUUAUCGAGAUCGAGCAGCUGCAGAGUUCGUUGUUGAAGAUAGAUGGAGUGUUAGCGGUGCACGAGUUUCACGUGUGGCGUUUGGUAGGUGAACGCAUCAUCGCCACAGUGCACAUAAAGUUCUCGGAUCUGAAGGCUUACCUGGCGGCCGCAGACCAGAUCAGAACACUGUUCCACGACAACUGCAUUCACAGCACCACCAUUCAGCCUGAGUUCUCUGAGGUGAUGACACUUAUUUUGUUGUUUUUGAUAAUGAUAAUGAUAACUAGUGAUAAGAUAAUGAUAAGUAGUGAUAAUGAUAAUGAUAAUUAG
Molecule: messenger RNA, 1572 nt
Organism: Anisakis simplex (herring worm)
Lineage: Eukaryota; Metazoa; Nematoda; Chromadorea; Rhabditida; Anisakidae
Source: the annotation of a GenBank genome assembly